Molecule: messenger RNA, 2120 nt
Organism: Blastomyces dermatitidis ER-3
Lineage: Eukaryota; Fungi; Ascomycota; Eurotiomycetes; Onygenales; Ajellomycetaceae
Exons: 4
Coding region: 1-582 (193 amino acids)
Source: RefSeq, a predicted model, not a curated record
AUGCUUUUAGGCAAUGUGACAACUGUAAAGUUUGAUCCUGGUCCCAGACAUGGUCACACGGUCAGUCUAGUGGGGCCAAACCCCUCCAAACCCAAAAUUUCCUCAUCGCCAUCACAACGUCGCGGCAAGACGUGUUCCAACCAAACCAACAACGAAUAUCCUACUCCGGAUCGCCUUAUUUUGUUUGAGACAAUGGAAAUCCCUGAACCAGUGCUUCUGGACGACGACAGCAAGGCAGAGCUGGAAGAACUUGUCAAAAUUCCCGAAUAUGAAAUACGAAGGAGACCCCACACAGCACUCUCAAUCGUGACAAUGAAUGUGAAUCCUGCACAUGUCCAGAAAAUUGGAAAGCAUCUAAAACUGGAGGCUCCGCGGUACAUUAAGCUCUAUCGACGCGACAAUGAGGGCUUCAUAGGCACUGGACCGGUGAUCGCCAUACGAGUUCCACUUGAUGACGGCCGACGAGUGGACAUUGCGAGGGACCAGGAGUUACCAAGGAGUGAAUUGAAAUUCGGCUAUGCGUAUAAACUACCAUGGGCGCCUUGGGUUUCUGAUGCGGUUUACCUACUUUGCUUCCGAUGAAUGCAGGUCUCCGAGUACUCUUGUCAAUUCAAAGCUUGUGAUAUAGUCUAGGAGAUCAUGUUAUGCAAAUAGUUCAACUGAGCUGUCAGCCUGCCUAAACACAGGAAUAUAUUCCUCCAAACCUUCGAGAUCCCAUACCUCCAUGUCUUCGCAGUGAGGACCCAAGGGCAAGCUUCUAACAUCAGUCAACAUGCCUAACAAAGGGUCAUCUGUUCCGCCCAGCCCAUCUUGUUCCACGGUUUGCAUCAAUGAAGCGGCGGUCGGUUGUGGUGGAAGCGAUCGUGGAUGUUGUUCUGCCGCUGUGGAGUUAUGGUAGUCACUAAAUUGCGUAGCUGCCGAAGUUGUAGCUUGACUUCGAUGGUUUGGAUGUUGUUGUCGGCGAUGUCGGAGAAGGUUUGAACGGUUUGUGAAGUUCUUAUUGCAUAUUUGGCAGACUUCAUAGUGCUGCUUUUUGGUAUGAUCUUUAAGGUCAUCCUUUGUUUGAAAUACUUCGUCACAUUGCAUGCAAAGGCGUCCUCCGUGCAUGUCCAGAUAGUGCUGAUGCAUUCCCUUUGCCUUGAGUACCUGGUUACAGCUCUUGCAAUUUUGUUUCUUCGGACGAUUGCGACGACUGUGAAGAUUUCGCUGGGGUUGUUUGCUGCGUCUGAUGAUUGACUUUCCCUGGGCAGCUGCUGUCUGUUGUAUCUCAUCAGCGUCAUGUGUGCCAUUCGCGUCAUCUUUGUUGUCUGUCUCAAGCGUGUCGACCGUCUCUAGGUUUGCAUUGUGCAUCCUGCCAUCUGGUUCUCCGACAGAGCUUGCCAGCCGAGAGAUAACCCCCAUGAUCUCGGAGGCAUCGCUGUGUCCGCCCAUCACAAUUGGAUUCCUCCGGGCGGCUGUUGUCUGCUGCGUCUCAAUGUCGUUAGUGUUGUGUGUACCGUGCGAGUUGUUGAUCUCAUGCGUAUCGGGCAUUUCUUGAUUUAUGCCGUGUUCAGCGUCGUGCUUGUGAGUGUUAUGCGCGUUGUCUGCCUCAUAUGUAUCGAGCGUCUUCAAUUCACCAUGAGAGCUUGCUUGCCGAGAGACAACUCCCAUGAGCUUGGAGAAAUCCCGCUGCAGCUUAGAAAAAGCCUGCUCUUGUCCAGAGACUUUGUGGGUAAGGCAAACAUACUCAUUAUACUGUCGCAUGAGAAGGUAUGAACAGGUACCAUGGUCCGGAUUAUUGACUUGCUCCAUUGUGAAAGCUAGUUUGACAGAUUGAGAAUUCCAAAACGAUAGAUAAAUGAUCCUAAAAGAAAGUGUUUGGGGCUGCGACAACAAAUAGCUUAAGAAGUUGGAACUUCAUAGCCGGCUAAGCCAAAUUGGAUAGUUGUACCCACUUCCCCAUCCCGUCACGCGCCCCCACACGCUAAUGCACCACCUUCACAUCGCUAUGCACCUCGACAAAAUCGAACCCGAGGGUCCGAGAGAUAUCAAUUUGGAUCCCCAAGCGCUGUCGCUGUGUAAAACAAACAAUGGUGCCCUCGUACACCUCAUCGCGAUAAAUAGAGUCUCGGUGCUGGGGA